Cantharellus anzutake is the source of this 843-nucleotide messenger RNA. RefSeq lists its product as uncharacterized. NCBI's taxonomy places the organism in Eukaryota, Fungi, Basidiomycota, Agaricomycetes, Cantharellales, Hydnaceae. The transcript has 6 exons. The record is from RefSeq and is a predicted model, not a curated record. The coding region runs from base 1 to 843 and encodes 280 amino acids.
AUGACCAGCAAAUCUCCCUCAAUAACACUCAAGGAGUUGGUGGUGGAUGCUUGGUUUGGUGGCUGCCAGAUGUACACACACUUAAACCAUUUUUCCUCUAAUUUUUCUCUAAUUAAUUCUAAUGAGAUUCAUGCAAAUGGUGCUGAAAGCCAUGACAGCCAUUGGGCUGAGUUCCAGGCACAGAUUUAUCAAUGGGCCAUGGCUGAAAUACUCCAAUCACUGCAUCGACCAGGCACAUAUGGGAAAAAUGUAGUGUGUGCAGAUGGGAUAAUGAGGCAGAUUUUCCCCUUUGGACUAAAUGCAGACAACCAAGAAAUUCCUGCCGAUUUAACUAUUACAGAUGGAGGGGGGUGCAGGGGAACUUCUGAAGUCACAGGGACUCAGAUCACACGAGCUCUACCCAACUGUGACCCCCAUUGGUCCGUUACAUUCAAUGUUUUGCAUACAUGGCUUGAGGGCAUCUGGGGGGACCAUAUGUUUGCAAUGAUCAGAGGCGUUGUCCCUCUCCUUGGAAGGGACAUUGUUGGGCAGUUUGAAAUGAUGUUAUCAUCACUCCCACGAUGGAAGGGCCUCAAUUCAUUCCCCUCAGGCAUCCUUAGCCAGAGUUUCAAUGGUGGAACUGCAAAGGACCAUAUUCUCCAGGUCAUCUUGCAUGCAAUGUGUCAGAACAUGGCAAGGAGGGAACAAGCAUGUCUGGACCUUUCCCUGGAAGGGAGGCUGGAGGUAGAGGACAAGCAGAGGGACUGUGGCCUCAGCGACUUGGAGAGGAGUGCUGUGCCUACGUUCGCUAGUGUUGGGUCCUUAACUUCAGAACAAGGGGGCACAAACUCUGGGGGGAUCUAG